Molecule: messenger RNA, 573 nt
Organism: Lasiodiplodia theobromae
Lineage: Eukaryota; Fungi; Ascomycota; Dothideomycetes; Botryosphaeriales; Botryosphaeriaceae
Exons: 3
Coding region: 1-573 (190 amino acids)
Source: RefSeq, a predicted model, not a curated record
AUGGAGAGCCUUGCUGCACUCAGCCUCGCGGGCACCGUUGUUCAGUUCGUUGCGUUCGCAACAAAAGUUGCCAAAGGCAGCCAUGAGAUCUUCCAAUCAGCUCAGGGCUUGAUCAUUGAGCACGAACAGUUCAAAGCUCUUACUGAGGACCUGCAAGGAAUUUGCGAUGAACUCCAAAAACCUAUUCCAGGAGACCAGUUGACCAGCUGGGAAGAGAAGCGCCUACAGAGCCUCGCAGAGGAGUGCGCUGCUGAAUGCAAGCGUUUGCAGGAUGUACUGAGCGAACUAAGGGUCAAAGAAGGGGGCAAACGAUGGAAAGGCCUUGUUGCAGCUGUGAAAGCGAUUGGCAAGGAGAAGGCCAUACUCGACAUCCAAAACAGGCUGGAGACAUUCAAGAGCACGAUUGGUCUUCGGCUGGUCCAGAUUCUAAAGAACGCGCAAUCCAAUGUUCAGACAACAAUUCGGGAGAUGGAAGAGUCCAACAAACAGUUGGAUGCUCAGCGCACCAGCCAGAUCGCUGAAGUCACAUCGAAACUGGAUCAUAUUCGCGACUCCGGGAAGCAUGGCCAUUGA